AUGUCUUCAUCCAACAAAGGAAAAGAAAAAAUUAGUCUUAGACCUUUAAACCCACAAAAAAAUGAUUUUGAUGAUACUCCUUUAUGGAAUCACGUAAAAGUUAUUAACUUGGCAAGUGGAGGAGGAGGAAACAGAGUAUGGUCUUGUAACUAUUGUCACAAGAAAGUUACAGGAUCGUAUUCUAAAGUGAAGGCUCACUUACUAAGGCUUUCAGGAAGUGGUGUCACCAUUUGCAACUCAAUUUCGGAUGAUAUUGCUGCUGUUAUAAAGAAAGAACAUGAAGAUGCAGAAAGAAAAAAGGCUAAUAAAGAAAUACGAGCUAGAAGGCAAGCUGACUAUUUGAGUUUGCCACCUGGCACGGAUCUCUUGCAGCAAAAAAAAAGAAAACCAGGUGCUCUAGAAAAUGCGUUCAACGUUGCUGACAGAGAUACUGCUGAUAAGCUAUGUGCAAGGAUGUUCUAUGCAUGUGCGUUGCCGUUCAACCUUGUACGCAGCCCUCAAUUCAGGAAAUAUUCAUUGUUUUUGGCAAAUAGCAGAUUAACGGGCUAUAUACCUCCAAGUUAUGAUGGACUACGCACUACUCUUCUUGCGCAAGAGAAGGCACAUAUUAAUGUGAAAGUUCAUCAUAUCAAAGAAAGUUGGAACAAGAAAGGAUUGUCUAUUUGUUCCGACGGUUGGUCUGAUAUACAGAGAAAUCCUUUAAUUAAUAUUAUGGCAGCUUCUGAAAGUGGAGCAUUGUUUCUUUCAUCCACAAAUGCAAGUGGAGAAGUGAAAGAUGCUGAGUAUGUAGCCAACAUUUUCAUCCGUGCAAUCGAAGAUGUUGGACCAAAUAAUGUCGUACAGGUCAUAACGGACAAUGCAAGUAACUACAAGGCGGCUGGUGGGAUAAUUGAGCUUAAGUAUCCUCAUAUCUUUUGGACACCUUGUGUGGUCCAUAGCUUGAAUCUAGCCUUGAAAAGGAUGUGUGAUCCUCCUGAAAACAUAGGUGCGUAUGUUCAUUGUGCUUGGAUUUCUAAGUUGAUUGCUGAUUGUCAAAGCAUCAGAAAUUUUAUUAUGAAUCACGACUUGGCACAUGCAAUUUUUAACAACUAUUCAUCUUUAAAGUUGUUAAAAAUUGCCGAAACUCGUUUUGCAUCUGGGAUUAUCAUGGCUGACCGUUUGAGCAAGGUAAGGAAGGCCUUGGAGAGCAUGAUCAUGGAUGAAAGGUGGAAAACAUACAAAGGAGAUGGAAAGAGUGUCGUUGACAGUAAAGCCCGUGAAGUGAAGCAAUGCAUUGUUGAUGACCAGUGGUGGGAUACGCUUGACUAUCUAUUGAAUCUCACUAGACCUAUCAUCGAUUUUAUACGGGUUGCUGAUACGGAUUCUCCUAUUCUUCAUCUUGUAUACGAUAUGUGGGAUUCGAUGAUAGAGGAAAUCAAAACUGUUGUUUUCAGGCACGAGGGGAAAGAUUUGCUCGUUGUUAAGGACCUCAAAGAUCCUCUCGAGGUUCAUGAACCAGUCAUCAACUGCUUGUGGCCCGUCUGCACCGGUGAAAGUUGGCGGGGACAGAACAUGAAACUGACCCAUGAUCUGAACAUGGUUCUGCCCCUGAUUAGGAGGGGGUUGCUGGAAGACAGGGGGAUGCUGAUGAGGUGGGGGCUGCUGAAAGAUCGGCGGCUGCUGCUGAUUAAGGGGGUCUGGCUGCUGGUCGCCGCCCCUACCUCCUCGUCCCCCUCGUCCCUCUCGUCCGGCUCGUCCCUCCUCGGCCUGAAAGAAAAAUAUUUUUUAUUGAUAUUCCAAUUGUAUAGUUAUGUUUAUACCUUUAAUUUUGAGAAUAAAAGUCAAUAG
This is a messenger RNA of Striga hermonthica, 1827 nucleotides long. NCBI's taxonomy places the organism in Eukaryota, Viridiplantae, Streptophyta, Magnoliopsida, Lamiales, Orobanchaceae. The record is from the annotation of a GenBank genome assembly.